AUGACCCGAGGAUCCUCCACGGAGCGCAACAUAACUUCCAACACAUCUCUAUAUUCUAACCACCUCGUGCCCGUGUUCAAUACUCCUGCGACCUCAGCCUCUCCUUCUCCUGAACCGCAUUUUGCUCAAUCAUCCACCAUGGUUGGCCGCAAGAGUACUAUGAGCCGCAGUCCUCAGGCGGAGAUCCCGCUCCCCAUCACCUAUACUCCCACCACACACCGCAUCAGCAAGGCGAAGAAAGGCAAGCGCGUGCACGCCUGCGAGUUUCCCGGAUGCAACAAGGUCUUCACUCGCGCCGAGCACCGGAGACGUCAUGAAUUGAACCACAACCCCGAAGCCUCCUAUCGCUGCACCCAGACGGGUUGCAAGAAGGCUUUCCACCGACCUGAUCUACUUGCGCGCCACAUGGAGAGACACGAACUCGAGUCACAGCCGGAUCACGCCCAAUGGACGCCCCAAACCUCCCCACCCGUUGUUAACUCUGCUGUUAUCCCGCGCUGCAUGUCGAUGGACGGCGGAAGCAUGUUGGCUGCCGAUGCGCAACAGUCACACUCCAUGUCCAUCGGCUCUCUCGUGGCUCCGGGCGUACAUCCGGAUUUGGCCAACGACUGCUCGUUGAUGUGGAACGGCAUGGAUCUGCCUUUGCAGCCACGCGCAUCUGCGAACCUCUUCCAAAACCACUUGCCUGAGACCGCCGACGACAGCCCUUUCUACUCUUCCCCCGCUGAGACCUGCCCCUCACCCUUGUCGGAUGCCACCUACUCGCUGCCUCCUCACUCCAGCUCCUCCAUCUCCUCUGCUUCCGUUUCCGUUAUUGAUCAAUACCCCAAGAACAUCCUGAAGAACGACAUGACUUCCUCCCCGCUCCAGAUGGCUUCGCCGCUUCGAUGGGAUGUCGACGCGGGAAUGCCGCCAACGCACCUGGUCCCCAUCUCAUUGGAGGACAGCAUGAUCCAGCCGCCCGUGCAGUGCCACUACCCAUCUCCCUCCUGGUCCAGCGCCGACUGCCUACCGUAUGAUGACCAGGUGCACUCGCUGGCCCACUUUCAGCCGCAGCCGAUGACCUGGAAGCAGUGGACGAUGUGA
Messenger RNA from Penicillium macrosclerotiorum, 1086 nucleotides. RefSeq lists its product as uncharacterized. Gene Ontology annotation, cellular component: chromatin. Gene Ontology annotation, molecular function: RNA polymerase II cis-regulatory region sequence-specific DNA binding; DNA-binding transcription factor activity, RNA polymerase II-specific. Lineage: Eukaryota; Fungi; Ascomycota; Eurotiomycetes; Eurotiales; Aspergillaceae. The record is from RefSeq and is a predicted model, not a curated record. Gene Ontology annotation, biological process: regulation of transcription by RNA polymerase II. Bases 1 to 1086 code for a protein of 361 amino acids. The transcript is spliced from 3 exons.